AUGAUGUGGAGAAUUCUCGUUUUUGGAUUUUUUGCGGUGACACUAGCCCAAGAUUACGAAGUAUCGGACAUUCAAUGUAGUCCACCAACAUCUCCAACAGACCUUCUUACUGCUAAAAUCAGACGGCCGGUUGGGUUCAAAGGUUCACCGCUCUUUGCUGAUGAUCGAGCUGCUGACCCGCUGACUGAUAUUCAAUGUCAAAUACGGCCUGAUCCAGCAGAUGCAUUAGAAGAUAAUUACUUAUUGAAAGUAACUGAUUUUUCACGGUGUGGAAUCUUAAAAAGAAAUGGUUUCAUUCACCUGAGAAUAUGGUUUCCGGCUUUUCCUGGAGUUGUCAUGCUGGCAGAUCAAGAGUUGAUUCUAAUGUGCAGACCACCUGAACCAACACUUUUAAGGCAUAAAGCUGCUGGUUUUGCUGGAACAUUGAAUAUUUAUACUUACAGUCCUCAUGGUGCGCGUGUAUCAGGUAUUGUUGAAGAAACACCAGGAAGAUUAGAGUACGAAGUAGCUCUUUAUCGUGAAGCAAUUGGAAACUCUUCAGAAAGUUCAAUAGGUGCAGAAACGGUAGACCAAGCUGUUCCAAUCGGCACGAAACUCCAAUUACGUGCUCGCAUAAGUGCUGAAAGUGCUUGGGGAUACAUUAAAUUAAUAGAAGUGACAGUAAGCCCUGAUCCAGAUAACCCACAUGCACAAGGAAGUGUUGUUCUUGUUAAAGACGGUUGCAGAAAUCGUGAUUUUGCAUCAAUAAUCCCUCAUCAGCCGUCAAGGUAUCGCGAAAGAAAAAAUGAAGUGUUUCUUGACUUUGAAGCUUUUCUUUUGAGCUCUAUGCGCGAAAGGUCAACUCUAUGGAUUCACUCCCAGAUAAAAGCCUGUAUGGAGCCUCAUGAUUGUCAACCAGAUUUUUGUUUGGAUCUAUUUGAGCCGUCUGGUCACGGGAAACGAAAACGUAGAGCAGAUGGAUUUGUUGAAGAAAUGUCCGGAAAUGGAAGUAAUGAACCGAAAGUGGAACGGUUAAUUCAAAAUUAUAAUGACUCAACACAAUUUACUAAAAUUAAAGAAAAUAUUGAGUAUACUGUUAUGAUGCCUAGUGAUCUUUAUGACAAAGUUGCAUUGGGCUUAGAAGGAAAUUGUGGGAAUUUUCUCUACGUAGCUACUGGCCUUGGUGUGUUACUUAUGUUUUCAGCGUUUAUCAUGUGUUAUCUAAUAUCACGAUUACACAACAUAACUACAAGUGUGCCUCAAAAUAAAUCCAUCGAUGAAUUAAUCAGGGAGCGUUCAAGAAAAUACUGUGAACCCGCACCAGGUUACACUGGUCGUACGAUCAUGCAAUAA
Messenger RNA from Cotesia congregata, 1332 nucleotides. The record is from the annotation of a GenBank genome assembly. Lineage: Eukaryota; Metazoa; Arthropoda; Insecta; Hymenoptera; Braconidae.